ACCCCGAGGAUGCGGGUCCUCAGGCCCAGAACCCUCCUCCUGCUCCUGUCGGGGGCCCUGGCCGUGACCCAGACCUGCGCGGGCUCCCACUCCCUGAGGUAUUUGGGCACCGCGGUGUCCCGGCCCGGCCGCGGGGAACCCCGGUACUUGGAAGUCGGCUACGUGGACGACACGCAGUUCGUGCGGUUUGACAGCGACGCCCCGAGUCCGAGGACGGAGCCGCGCGUGCAGUGGUUGAAGCGGGAGGGACCGGAGUAUUGGGAGCAGGAGACGCGGGGCGCCAAGGACACCGCACAGGCUUUCCGAGUGGGCCUGAACACGUUGCGCGGCUACUACAACCAGAGCGAGGCCGGAUCUCACACCAUCCAGUGGCUGUCUGCCUGCGAAGUGGGGCCCGAUUGGCGCCUCCUCCGAGGAUACUGGCAGUUCGCCUACGACGGCGCGGACUACAUCGCCCUGAACGAGGACCUGCGCUCCUGGACCGCGGCGGACACGGCGGCGCAGAUCACCCGCCGCAAGUGGGAAGAGGCCGGGGCAGCGGAGCACCAGAGGAACGACCUGCAGGUCACGUGCGUCGAGUGGCUCCGGAAGUACCUGGAGAAGGGGAACAAGACGCUGCUGCGCACAGACCCCCCGAAGACACACAUCACCCACUACCCCACUUCUAAGCAUGACAUCACCCUGAAGUGCUGGGCCCUGGGUUUCUAUCCUGCGGGGAUCAUCCUGACCUGGCAGCGUGAUGGGGAGGACCUGACUCAGGACAUGGAGUUUGUAGAGACCAGGCCUUCUGGGGAAGGGACCUUCCAGAAGUGGGCAUCUGUGGUGGUGCCUUUGGGAGAGGAGCAGAGAUACACGUGCCUCGUGCAGCACGAGGGGCUGCCCAAACCCCUCAUGCUGAAAUGGGAGUCCCCUCCUCAGCGCAGCAUUCCCAUGGUGGGCAUUGUUGCUGGGCUGGUUUCCUUUGUGGUCACUGGUGCUGUGGUGGUUGGAGCUGUCAUAUGGAGGAAGUAGAGCCCAGGUGGAAGAAGAAGGAGUUAUGCUCAGUCUGCAUUGUGAGCCAGCUGCCUCGGGGGACUGAGUGAUGCAAGAUUUGUUCACUUUCCCACUUUGUGAACAAUGCCCCUGAUUUCUCUUUUUGCAAAGGGCAUCUGCAUGUGUCCUUGUUCCAAAUAACAUAAAGUAAGGAGGUGGGGAGACUACCGCCCCCCCGACCCCAUCCCACAGUGACCUCGGUUCUCUUUCCUCAUCUGCUUUUAUGAUCCAGCAGAGGGAGAGUGGGCCUCUCCAUCCCUGUCUUUCCUUUAUGUUUCACUGAGUCACAACUUCUUGCACAUAGGACUCUGCAUGUGAAUUUGUUUUU
Hyaena hyaena (striped hyena) is the source of this 1360-nucleotide messenger RNA. RefSeq names its product BOLA class I histocompatibility antigen, alpha chain BL3-7-like. The record is from RefSeq and is a predicted model, not a curated record. Gene Ontology annotation, biological process: positive regulation of T cell mediated cytotoxicity; antigen processing and presentation of endogenous peptide antigen via MHC class Ib; antigen processing and presentation of endogenous peptide antigen via MHC class I via ER pathway, TAP-independent. Gene Ontology annotation, molecular function: peptide antigen binding; signaling receptor binding. Lineage: Eukaryota; Metazoa; Chordata; Mammalia; Carnivora; Hyaenidae. The transcript is spliced from 7 exons. The coding region runs from base 10 to 1011 and encodes 333 amino acids. Gene Ontology annotation, cellular component: external side of plasma membrane.